CUUUCCCCAGAGCAGUAGCAACGUUUUCGUGUAACCGGUAUCCGGACCUUUCGGUGUGUCUGAGUGAGUGUGUGUGAGUGAGUGUGUGUGUGUGUGUGUCUCAGAGAGCGCAGUGUAUAUGUAACGUGUGUUUUAGAAGUUUUGGACAUAAUGUUUAGUUUAAGUGGACUUUCGGUGGCUCUUGUUUUCGCUUUAGUGCCCAGCAGCAGUGAGGCUCUAAAAGACGGAGAGUGUGAAGUAUGUUUAAGCUUCCUGGGGAAGUUUUACCAGUCACUAAAAGACCAUGACGUACAGUUUACCAGCGACGCCAUCGAAAAAGCUCUGGUGAAAGCCUGCAAGGACGCGAAAGGAAAAGAAAACCGAUUUUGCUACUAUAUCGGAGCAACAAGUGAUGCUGCUACAAAAAUCACUAACGAGGUCUCGAAACCAUUGAGUUACCACAUGCCGGUGGAGAAGGUGUGUGAAAAGCUCAAGAAAAAAGACAGCCAGAUCUGUGAACUGAAGUACGAUAAACAAGUGGACUUGAGCACAGUGGACCUAAAAAAGCUGAAGGUGAAGGACCUGAAGAAGAUUCUGGAUGAAUGGGGCGAGUCGUGUAAGGGCUGCGCAGAGAAAUCGGAUUUCAUCCGUAAAAUCACCGAGCUCAUGCCCAAGUACGCACCGAACGCAGCCAAGGCACGGACAGACCUGUAAACUCUCUGUGGACUUGUGGGACCAAAGGAGUGGUUAAGGGCAUCAUGGGUGUGAUCAUGGAUAUUUUUUUUCUUUUUUUUUUUCUUUUGAUGCCUCCUGAUGGGGAGCGUGGAUUUGUUUGUCAUAUUGCCUGUUAAUCUAGUGGUAAAAGUGAGGACCUUUCAUCCAUCCAUUAUUUUAAGUACACUGUACUGUAAAUAUUACUGUUUCAACCCGAAGUUCGUAUAUAUAGAAUACCUUAAUAUAACAGCAAUGCCACUAAAUAGCAAACAGUUUGAUUACAUAAAUGUGUCAAAUGCUAACAUGGACAUGACUGACUCAACUGUUUUUAGCUAUCUAAUAAAAGGAUUCAUCUGUAUACCAAAUGAGACCAAGGCUUACCAACCCCCCCCCCCCCCCCAAAAGUUCACACAUACAUGUACUUCAGGUUUACAGUGUUAACGAUAAAUAUAUAUCUUCAACAAUAACGCAAACAUCAGCUAAACUUGGAGUUGAAACAGAAUACAGGAAAUGUUUAUACCUAGACAUGAUUGGAUAAGAUCACAAACCACUGUCACCCUGUAGUUCACCUCUAGUUUCUUUUCAAAUUAAAUAUUAAAUAGGGUUUUUUUUUGUUUUUUUUGACUAUUAUAUUGGAAGAGGAUGUGGGAGAAUCCAAACCGAUUCAAGUCAAGUUGACGUCACUGUAAAACAUGUUUAUUAACGUUGUACUAUACUUUUUCAUUAAAAGAAGAAAAUGGC
Messenger RNA from Hemibagrus wyckioides, 1434 nucleotides. RefSeq names its product mesencephalic astrocyte-derived neurotrophic factor (gene manf). Gene Ontology annotation, cellular component: endoplasmic reticulum. Lineage: Eukaryota; Metazoa; Chordata; Actinopteri; Siluriformes; Bagridae. Gene Ontology annotation, biological process: dopaminergic neuron differentiation; neuron projection development. The transcript is spliced from 4 exons. The record is from RefSeq and is a predicted model, not a curated record. Bases 151 to 693 code for a protein of 180 amino acids.